This is a messenger RNA of Setaria italica (foxtail millet), 1212 nucleotides long. RefSeq lists its product as uncharacterized. Lineage: Eukaryota; Viridiplantae; Streptophyta; Magnoliopsida; Poales; Poaceae. Bases 272 to 1066 code for a protein of 264 amino acids. The transcript is spliced from 2 exons. The record is from RefSeq and is a predicted model, not a curated record.
CAUCUCCUUAUCCUGUCCCCUUUCCCUUGCCCUCCCAUCCCUCUCCCUCUCUCUCUCGCUCUCGCCCGCCCGCCCGCUCGCUCGCGCACCGAGAUUUCUUGUCCUGUACCACCAGCCUGGUUCCGCGCGGCUUCGCUUCCUCCUGUCUGUCGCCGAUCGAUCCGGGCCGCCGGAGUCCGAGAUUCGCCGGAGCCUUUGCGGCGGGCCGGCUGCUGUGUCGGCUGGUUGGUUGAUUGAGUGAUUCUGUUGGUUUGGUUGGUUGGUUGCGGUUAUGUCCACGGCGGUGGCGGCGGGGAUGCCGCCGGCGCACGGUGGAUUCCGCGGGUCGGAGAAAGUGAAUCCGGAUCCGGACGACGCGGGUAGCAGGAGGAGGAAUACUAACGGAUUCUUCGUGGAAGAGGAGGAGGAGAGCGGUGGUGCUGAGGCGGCGGUGAGGAGGGAGUUGGAAGAGGAGGAGGAGGAGGCGCUGUCGGAGAACUCGUCGAUCGGGGUGGCGUCGUCGGACAGCUCGUCCAUCGGGGAGAACUCGGCGUCGGACAAGGAGGACGGCGACGAGGAGGAGGUGGAGAGCAAGGUGGAGGGGCUCGGGCUCAUGGGGCUCGGGACGCUCGAGUCCUUAGAGGAUGCCCUGCCCAUCAAGCGGGGCAUCUCCAACUUCUACGCCGGCAAGUCCAAGUCGUUCACGAGCCUGGCGGAGGCCGCGGCGACGGCGGCCGCCAAGGAGAUCGCCAAGCCGGAGAACCCGUUCAACAAACGCCGCCGCGUGCUGGCGGCGUGGAACCGGCGGCGCGCGUCCUGCAGCGCGCUGGCCACGGCGUACCUCCCGCCGCUCCUCGCCCCCGACCACGCCGUCCUGGAGGAGGACGACGAGGAGGGCGCGGACGACGAGGACGAGGACCACCAGCCGGGUGGCGGGCUGAGGAGCAGGAGGCCGCCCACGUUCCCGUCCCCGCGGCUGAGCGUGCACACCACCGGCGGCCAGAUGGGGAGGAACCCGCACGCGAGCUCGUUUAGGUCCCCGAGGUCCUUCUCCAUGACCGACCUCCAGAACGCGGGGUACAACUAGCAGCUAAGAUUGGAGCUUCUUCUUCCUCCUCCUCUCUUGAUCUUUAGGUGUGAGAGAUGCUGUUACUGCUACUGGUGCCACUGCCACUACUACUAUAUAAUCAAGAUAUAUAUAAGAAGAAACUCCAUUCCUUGUGCUUGUUCUCA